AUGGAACUUAUGGAACUAGUCGAGAACGAGCCCACAGCUCGUCCCUUCCAGUGUGACUGGCAAUCGUGCACAAAGAGCUUUAAUCGAAAGUCCGAUCUACAGAGGCAUUAUCGUAUACAUACUAAUGAAAGACCAUACGCUUGUUCUAUUCCUGGGUGUGGGAAGAGCUUUAUCCAACGGAGUGCUCUGACUGUUCAUAUUCGGACACACACAGGAGAGAAGCCUCAUCAAUGCCAGCACAUCGGUUGUGGGAAGCGUUUCUCGGAUUCAUCAAGUCUGGCUCGUCAUAGACGAAUUCACACCGGAAAGCGUCCAUAUAAAUGCGCUCACGAUGGAUGCUCCAAGAGCUUUUGCCGCAAAACAACCAUGGUCAAGCACCAACGGAGAUCCCACCAGCAAGGAAUGAACCUUAACGACAUCGACGACUGCUCCUCGGAUUCUGACGAUGACGAGUCUCCCUCCACUCCUCAGCACUCCUCGAUGCCUUGGUCACCUCAUGAGAUGGUUUCCAUGAACCAGGGUGCACCCAGCGGGCCCUUACAUCGUGCCUCCUCUUACGCUGAUUUUGAAUCACAAGUCCAUGGCCAUAUGCACCAGCAUUACGGCAACCGGCAAGGAAUCCCCGCCAGUGUUCCUCAUGAGUACCAUGGUACUCCCGUCCCCGAACAACACCCACACGUUCAGCUCAUCCAUCGAGCAGCAACUAUGCCGAGACAGGCUUACUAUGUCACCGAGGCAGGGAAUCCAGGUGUUGCUACCAUGACAAGCACUGUACCACCUCAUUACCAGCUAUCGCAGCAAGUGGAACGACCUACCAUGGAGCUUCCAUAUUCAGCACCCGGAAUUGCGACCUCAAUUCAAAGCAGCCCAAGCACUUUUUCUGCUACAUCAGUCCCUAGCCCUAUGAUUCCUGAGGGCUUUUACGCACAUCAACCUGGAAGCCAGCCAGCAUACACAACAGCCGAAUCUCAGCCGGCAAUGAUUCAAUACCAGCAACCUAUCCAACACCAUAUGGCUCAGCCACAGCAGCCAGUGGUAUCCCAAGCGCAGCAUAUUCCUCCAACGGCCGGGCACUACGCUCCACCGUCAGCCCACCCACAGCAAGAGCAGUGGCCACACUAUGACCCGCCGAUCGAAGUUACAACCAUCGGACAGUUACCUGCAUAUGGAACUGCAGUUUAUGAUAUUUACGGGCCAAAGAUUGAGUUUGAGGACCCUUCAUUGCAACUACCCAGCAGCAGACUGGCGAGCAUGUGA
This is a messenger RNA of Fusarium proliferatum ET1, 1257 nucleotides long. RefSeq lists its product as uncharacterized. The transcript is spliced from 4 exons. Gene Ontology annotation, molecular function: RNA polymerase II cis-regulatory region sequence-specific DNA binding; DNA-binding transcription factor activity, RNA polymerase II-specific. Gene Ontology annotation, cellular component: PcG protein complex; transcription regulator complex. Gene Ontology annotation, biological process: regulation of transcription by RNA polymerase II. The record is from RefSeq and is a predicted model, not a curated record. NCBI's taxonomy places the organism in Eukaryota, Fungi, Ascomycota, Sordariomycetes, Hypocreales, Nectriaceae. Bases 1 to 1257 code for a protein of 418 amino acids.